Pristis pectinata (smalltooth sawfish) is the source of this 3735-nucleotide messenger RNA. Its product is annotated as platelet-activating factor acetylhydrolase 2, cytoplasmic-like. NCBI's taxonomy places the organism in Eukaryota, Metazoa, Chordata, Chondrichthyes, Rhinopristiformes, Pristidae. Gene Ontology annotation, molecular function: 1-alkyl-2-acetylglycerophosphocholine esterase activity. Bases 152 to 1306 code for a protein of 384 amino acids. The transcript has 11 exons. The record is from RefSeq and is a predicted model, not a curated record.
UUAAAGAGACCACAACUACCAGCAUUCCGCGUUCUGCCAGUGUUGGGUGAAAUCGGAGCGAGGAAGUUUUUGUGUGACAGUUCGGCGGCGUUCGGUUGCCAGGAAGGUGCGGGCGGGCAGGCACCGAGAAAGGGUCUCAUGUGACCAGAUCAUGGGGUCCAGCCAAUCAUUGAGAGUGCCGACUGGGAAAGGGCCAUUUAAUGUGGGCUGCACAGAUGUCAUGGCUGAUCACACAAGGCAGGGAAGCUUCUUUCGUCUUUAUUAUCCAUGUGAGGCUUAUGAGCCAUCAACGCAGCCGUCAUGGAUUCCACGAUGUGAGUAUUUCGUAGGCCUUGCUGACUACCUGGAAAAGAGUACGAGGUGGUUUCCUCCUCUCCUCACCCUGGCGUUUGGUUAUUAUUCAAUCCCAGUUGGAUGGAAUGCUCCUUUCAGAGCUGUGGAGAAAUACCCACUGAUUAUAUUUUCACAUGGCCUUGGGGCAUUCAGGACAUUGUACUCUUCCAUUUGCCUCGAAAUGGCAUCCCAGGGGUUUGUUGUUGCUGCAGUUGAGCACAGGGAUGAAUCAGCUGCCUGUACCUAUUUUUUCAAACCACGUGUGGAGCAGCUGUCUGAAGACACUCAGUCUGACCUGGAGGAAGUCUGGCUACCAAUCAGAAAGCUGAAUGCGAGUGAAGAGGAAUUCUCCCUUCGGAAUGAGCAGCUGUCUCAGCGAGUGGAGGAAUGUGGCCGGGUUUUGGAUGUUCUUGCAGAUAUUAACAGUGGGACGCCCAUCAAAAACGCUCUUCUCGAUAACUUGGCCCUCUCUGUUCUGAAGGGCUGCAUUGAUCUACAGAGGGUUGCAGUGAUGGGCCAUUCCUUUGGAGGUUCCACAUCGAUUCUGGCUGCUGCCAAGGAUAAACGGUUCAGGUGUGCAGUGGCUUUGGAUAGCUGGAUGUUCCCACUGGCAGAAGACAUUUAUUCCAAGGACCUCAGUCCUGUGUUUUGCAUUAACUCUGAAAAAUUCCAGACACAGGAUAGCAUUGCGAAGAUGAAGAGGCUACAGUCCACUAACAAUGAUCUCAAGAUUAUCACCAUAUUAGGGUCAGUACAUCAGAGCCAUACAGACUUCACUUUACUGACUGGAGAUUUGCUCAGCAAGUUAUUUGAGACGAGGGGAGCCAUCGAUCCUCUAAAGGCUCUUGAAAUCACCAAUAAGGCAGCAAUGGCCUUCUUGCAAAGACACCUGGAUCUACAAAAGGAUUUUGAUCAAUGGAAUGCCCUUGUGGAAGGACAUGAUGAAGAUGUGGUUCCUGUGCCUGAACUUUGACUUGGUGUCGGUGUUUGACAGAGAAUCCAACUGGUUCUUUAAUGUGAAGGCUGAUUUGGAGAAUGCACCAGAAGGUUUCUUUCCAAAACUUGAACAAUUGUACCUUGUAUAGAGGAUCUUGAAUGAUAUUGACUGCAAGAUUGCACUAAUGUGGUGUCAAGUACCUGCAACCCAAUAGACUUGUUUCUGCACAUUACCAUCCCUACCACCAAAGGUCCUCAAAUUAGUGUGGAUUCUGACUCCAGCCAUAUAGAGUCAAAAUAGACUCGAGCUUCACUGCACAUCAGCUCCAAGUGAAGUGCAGGGAGAUGUAUCAACAUGGCCUUGUGUUUGAUGUUACAAAAGCCUCAACCUUGUAAAUGGAGAGAUUUGGUGGAAAAUCAUUUCAGGUUUGGUAAAUGCAAAAAUUCUUCUCCAUCUUGUGCCUGCUAUACAAUUGCAUGCAAGUAUGUUCUUAACCAUCAGACUCCAUUUUAACACAAAAUAGUGUCAAGCUGUGUCAUCACUCCAAGACUUUUCUCAAUCUUAAUUGACAAUGCUGCACCUCAGCAAGGUUCUCACUGGGAUGCAGUUCAUCUACAGGUCAGAUGGGAACCUAUUCAACCUUGUCAUCUCCACUCCAGAACCAAAGUCACUUCAACGUGGAACGGGACAGCGCGGGAACAGGACCUUCAACCCUCCAUAUCUGUGCCAAGCAUGAUGCCAAAUUAAACUAAUCCCUUCUGCCUGCACAUGAUACAUAUCCCUCCAAAUCCAUGUGCCUAUCUAAAAGCCUGUUGAAUACCAUGAUCAUAUCUGCUUCCACCGGCAGCCCAUUCCAGGCACCUUCCACUGUGAGUAAAAACAAAUUUGCCCCACACAUCCCCUAUAAACUUUCCCCCUCUCACCUUAAGAACUAUGCCCCCUAGUAUUCAACAUUUCUGUCCUGGUAAAAAGAUGCUGGUUGUCCACCCUAUCAAUGCCUCUCAUAAUUUUAUAAACUCCAAUCAGGUCUCGCCUAGCCUCCAACGAUCCAGAGAAAACCUCAGUUAUUGCAUCACAGUAUGUGGAGGCUUGCAUGUGCACAUGUUUGGAGGCUGAGCUCCAAGUCAUUGACUCGUACACAGAUAUGAGAGAUGGGACCUUGCACUUAACAAAGUUCUACUUCCAAUCAGCCCUUACUCAACAACACCACUGCCCAAUCAUUACAGUCAAUAACAAGACUGCAGAAAGUCUGUGCUAUUUCUCCUAUCCCAGGAGCCAUCUCUCAAUGAAGGCAGGCAUCGCUGAUGAAAUUCACUACUGCCUUCAGUGUGCUGACAUGGCCUAUUGCAUUCUGAGGAAAAAGAGUGAAGAGCAAGAUCUCACAGCCAGUGCAAAGUUCCCAGGCCUCCUGUACAUUUUGGACAUGCCUCAAAGCAUGGGAGAAGUACCAAAAAUGCUGCUUCAGCAAAAUCCUCCAAAUCCACUGACAUGAUAAGCAAACCAAUGGUUGCAAUCUCUCCUAGAGCAGACUAAUCAAACUGCAAAGGGUACUGUGAAAGAGGAGUUUGUCGCGUGCAUAAGGGAUUGUUUCUUAGUGCUACCUGAAAUGACUGUUUUAUAUUUGAUCAUGUUGAUAAGGUAGGAUUAAUAAAAGAUCUUGUAGUUAAGGAAACUCUAGAAGUUAGUGAUUGUCAACAAGGUGGAACUCCAGAUAUAGUUUGAGACAAACACCCCAGUCUAAAAACCAAUAUUCUCAGUUUAAAUAAGGGCAAUUACUAAAGGUAUUAAGGAAGAGUUUGGAGCAUACUCAGAAAAUAGACUAAAGGAAAAGUCCGUAGAUGAGCUAUGGCAGAUAUUUAAGCAGUUAUUUCACAAUGCUCAGCAGAAAUUUAUCCCAAUUACAAAGAUGGAUUCAUUGAGAAAAAUGAACCCUCUGGUAAACACAGAAGGUCAAGGAAAAUAUUACAUUUAAAAACUAAAAUCUACAAAGUGACAAAAGCUUAGUGGUAGACAAGAGGACUGGAAAUUUAAGGAACCGGCAGCAGAGGACUAAAAAGUUAACGGGGGAGAAAAUUGAUCAUGAGAAUCAACUGAAAAGUAAUAUUAAAACAAACUGAGUCACAGGAGGGUGCCAGUGGAUUGGAAAACUAUGAAUGUGAUUUCCUUGUUGAAGAAAGGAGAGAGAGUGACAAAAAGUGCGAAACUACAGCCCAGUUAGCUUAAUACCUGUGGUUGGGAAGAUACUGAAGACUAUCAUUAAGAAUAAAAGAGGUAGUCGUUUAGAAAAGCUCAGUGCAAUCAAACCAACUCUAUAGUUUUACAAAAGAGAAAUGAUGUUGGACCAAUUUGCUGGAGUCCUUCAAGGAUCUAACUAGCCGAGAUGAUAUGGGAGAACAUAUGUGGAGUGAAUUUGGAUUUCCAGAAGGUAUUCAAUAGGGUGCCACAUAACAGGCUGGUGCACAAGA